AUCUGGAAACAGUGUCCAAAAGAUGGACGCAGAUUUCCAUCUCGGCCAGCGAUUGUCCUUUGACGGUGCGCUGUGCACUGUACGGUAUACUGGUGAAGUCAAGGGUACUUCCGGCCGCUGGCUGGGCGUCGAGUGGGACGACGUCGGGAGAGGUAAACAUUCGGGCGAGCAUGGCGGGAUAAGAUAUUUUGAAUGCAAGAGCAAGCAUUCCACGGCGGGCUCAUUCGUGCGGCCUACACGUCCGGUUGAUAAGCCGCUGAGCUUCCUCGAGGCGCUCCAAAAAAAGUACGUCUCGGAGGAAAUUACAAAAAAUGGCAACAAAUAUGGAAAUGCGGCCUUGUCGUCCGAAGAUCAGAUCAAGAUCAGCGGCAAGGUCGUAGAAGAAGUCGGCUUCGACAAAAUUCGCCAACAGCUCGCGCAGCUUAAUGAACUCCGCAUCGUACUGCUCGACGGAUUAAAUAUCUCUGGAAUAUUACUAAAUGGCCGAUAUGGCGAGCCAGAAGAGAGGGAACGCAUGGUGCGGUUGAUCAGCGAGACGUGUCCGAAGAUCGUUGAGCUCGAUCUGAGCAGAAAUCUGCUGGAGCAUUGGCAAGACGUGGCGGAUAUAUGCAGGGCGCUGCCGAUGUUACGGAGUCUGAGGGUGAACGGGAAUCGGUUUGGAGUAUUACGCGCUUGCGAAGGGGCGGAUCAAUUAUCCACAUUGCCAAAUCUACAAGGACUCGCAUUGGAUAAUACGUUGUUAUCAUGGGACGAAGUCUGCGAUCUGACUGAGCAGUGUCCAUCGCUGACCACGCUCUCUGCCUCAUCAAAUCGCUUGGACAGUCUCCUAAGGACUUUGCAAGGAUCCUGUAAAGUCUCCAAGAUCAUUUUGGAAUCAAAUAAUUUCUCGUCACUCAGUGCUGUCGGAGGCGCGCUGAGCCUGCCAGGGCUCGAACGUCUGCAUCUUCGAGAUAAUUCGAUAAACAGAAUCCUCGACGUCGGGCAGAACGUCGAAACAACUCUUCCCCUCUCGAUUUCACUUUCUAACCUAGACGUCUCAUACAAUGCCAUAGACCAAUGGUCGUUCCUUGACGGACUGGAUGGUGCAUUUCCUAACAUUUCUAGCCUUCGCAUGACGCAUAACCCCGUCUAUUUGACCGGAAAUGUAUCCACAGGCAAAGAAAUGAGCGUAGAAGAAGCGUUCAUGCUUACCGUAGCACGAGUUGGAAGACUCAAGACUCUGAAUUUCAGUGUGAUAUCUGCCCAAGACCGGUCAAAUGCAGAACUCUAUUACCUCUCGCGCAUAGCAAAGGUUCUCGCUGAAGUGCCUCAAGAAGACGAACGACACAUUGUCAAAGACCAUCCCCGAUACGGGGAGCUAUGUGAUGUCUACGGACCUCCAACCAUUGUCCGCAAAGCACCGUCUGCCAUUGACCCACACUCUCUCGAAGCCCGCCUUAUCCGGAUAACAUUCUACUCCCGGACACCCAUAUCUCAUCACGCAGAUCCAACUAAACCGGAGAAUUAUGUCCGUCAAAUUCCCCGCGGAUUCAACGUUUAUAAGCUUAUUGGCAUCGUUGUGAGGCUAUUCAACGUUCGACCAUUCGAUGUGCGGCUCAUCUGGGAAACGGGAGAAUGGGAUCCUGUUGCGAAGCGCAGAGACGACAAUGAGGAUUCAGAAAGUGAGGAUGAAGCUGAGCAUGCCAGCGCCAAUGGUGAUCGGACAAGAAACAACCCAGAAGACGCCACAGAAAGUGGAAAGUGGAUUCAACGAGAAGUCGAACUGGAGGCUGGCACGAGAGAAAUAGGGUUUUGGAUUGAAGGGCGAGAAGCCAAAAUCAGAGUGGAGCUGAAAUGAUUGCCUGCUCGAGUCUGCUUCAACAGAGUUUGAGAAUGCUGGACAUUUAAAAAUUACUUGCAGCAAAGACUACCUUAUAUGCCUUGGGUCAACUAUAUCAGGUGGAUAACGGCUGGCGUUUCAAAGUCGAAAUUUGGAAGGCCUACAUUGGUCUCAAAUGAAAUUUCAAUGAUAGAAUUGAUUGUACCUCUUCCAAGAACGAAGCAGGUUCUUAUUGUAUUGAAUUUUCCCUCAGGACGC
This is a messenger RNA of Xylona heveae TC161, 2077 nucleotides long. RefSeq names its product putative tubulin-specific chaperone. Bases 23 to 1837 code for a protein of 604 amino acids. The record is from RefSeq and is a predicted model, not a curated record. Lineage: Eukaryota; Fungi; Ascomycota; Xylonomycetes; Xylonales; Xylonaceae. The transcript is spliced from 6 exons.